Molecule: messenger RNA, 1620 nt
Organism: Penicillium pulvis
Lineage: Eukaryota; Fungi; Ascomycota; Eurotiomycetes; Eurotiales; Aspergillaceae
Product: leucine-rich repeat domain-containing protein
Exons: 2
Molecular function (GO): protein binding
Source: RefSeq, a predicted model, not a curated record
AGGGAACCGAGGUGCGACUCGUCUGCCCCGCGACAAUCACUCUCGCAAUGGACAACGAGAUUCCCCUCCCACCCGCCGCGGCGCAUCCGGCACCGAUCGCCCGCCCGCGCAAACGCAAGCGGUUCCCCCGCCACGUCGCUUGCACCAUCAUUCCGUAAAGCGCGUCGGCUUUCGCGCUUCGAUGACCGCUCCAGUCAGCCAUCUAGUGAUCCAGCGUUAUUCUCCAGCGACGAUAUCCCCGCGUCGGGAUUAGAGAAUUAUCAUGCGCCUGCAAUGGGGGCUGGACGGAAGAGACGAUAUCGUGGAACGUGGUGGGGGGAACAGGUGAUUGAUUCGAAGAGGAAAAGGGGGGACUUCAAGGAGAAGCGCAAUGUCGAUAGUGGUGUUUGGAUGGGGAGUGAUGAGUCGGGUGCUGAUUCGCUUUUUCCAUCCGAGGAUGGUCCUUGGGGCGAGGAUCUCCUGAAGACGGUGCUUGAUCCGAAGGCUCAGGGGAAGCCUGCCCAGGGCCCUUUGGUAUUGCUUCCCAGUGGCAAGGCUGCACCGCCGGUUCUUCCUUUGCCAAUUUUGAAGGGACCCCACGAGUCGGAGGAACAGCGGUUCGCGAGGUCUGUGGUGAAUGAUUGUUUAGAGAAAGGGGAGGAUAUUGUUGAUCUUGGGAACUUUAACCUCAGAAUUAUCCCGUCAGGUCUAUUCCGGCCUCUACAACAUCUGACGAAGUUGCCUUCCGUAGAGCAGGCCCCCUUGUCUGAAAAUGCUUAUUCUUCGCUACAGCCUUUUCUCAGUAUCUACCUUCCUGGAAACUCUCUAAAUGAACUCCACAAUGAGUUGUUUGAGCUGAGCGGCCUAAAAGUCCUCAGUGUGCGGAACAAUGAACUCCACGAAAUCCCCUACACAGUUCAGAAACUAAAGGAGUUGGAGGUUUUGAAUGUUUCUGUGAACAGACUGACUUAUUUGCCAUGGGAGCUCCUACGCCUACUCCAGCAUGGCGAGCUGAAACACAUGACCGCAUAUCCCAACCCAUUCCCUUCAAUUGAAGAAGCCACCAUUGCUAAAUGGCAUCGCGAACCCGAAAAGAAGACCACAGACCAACCUUACGACGAAUACGACUCUGAACAAGAUGAACCAGAAAUUACCCUUGAAACCCCUCGAUUUGACAUUUACGAGGAUUCUCCUCCAGCUGAGGCAUGGACUACCAUUCAUGUGGCUACCGGCCCAACUACACGGCUGGACAUGGAAGGGCGACCAAUUGAAGAGAACCUAGUCUCAAAUAUGAUGAUUCCAUCAUCGGACCCGGUCCCUACCGCUCCCUCCUUGCGCGAAGUCGCACUCCGAGCUGUAUGCAAACUUCCAGACCUCGAGCACGUCACCGAUGAAGAGCUAGCAGAGUUCCCUGCUUUGGUGAUCCCAUUGAUGCAGCAGGUGAAAAAAAUACGCGCAGCAGGUGGUCAGCAGUGCUCCAUAUGUCAGAAGGAAUAUAUCAUUCCUCGGACGGAAUGGCUCGAGUGGUGGGAUUGCACGCCUUAUGAAAAGGGCAUGAAGCUUGCGCGGGCUUCGGGUGAGAAGCUUCGCCCGUUGCCGUUCAAACGCUUUGGCUGCAGUUGGGUCUGUGUUCCAAAGUAG